UCGACGGUCUGUCCGCACUUCACACGUCAAAUGGGCAAACGGACGUCGCUUCCUUGGCAGUUGUUGCUCGUCUCGUCCAACUUGAAUUGUGGCACUUGAUAGACUGGCCAGAGCCGGAGCCGACACCAGGAAAAGCGCCGUCGUUGCCCUCCCUCGCGGAAGAGAAUUCUUCUUUACGGUGACAGUCGGCUAGCCGCUAGCUUCUCGGCUACGGUCCAGAGACUUCGCGCAUUGCUGUCGGGAUGUGGUCCGAACGCGGCUCUUUUGUCCAAGGGGUGGCCCUGGGAGGCGUCUUCAGCCUGAUGCUCUCGCUCAUGGGUAGUUUCAGCCCCGGCGCCCAGUCGGGCCCAGAGGACCGUCACCAGCACCGCCACGUCCAGGCGCCGAACAGCGAUGACCUGAAGCAACUCUCGGACUCCCAGAUGCAGGAGUUGAAAGAUCAAGUGCGCGUCUACUGCAUCGUCAUGGUGCAGCCAAAGGUUCUGGUCUACUGGGCGGCGGCCGUGGGCACCUGGACCAAACACUGCGACAAGGCCGUGUUCUACACCUCGGAGUCGUCCAAGGCCCUGGAGGCGGUGGAACUGCACGAAAAAGACGACUGGGCGAGGUUGUGUAAAGCUCUGAAACACGCGUACGAGAACGCCGGGGACCUGCGCUGGUUCUUCAUCGCGCAGCCCACCACCUUCGCCAUCAUCGAGAACCUCAAGUACCUGCUCCUCACCAAGGACCCCGGCGAGCCAUUCUACAUGGGCGAUGCCUUGAAGUCCGGGGAGCUGGAGUACGUGGCGUACGAGAGCGGCAUCGUCCUCAGCUACGAGGCCCUGAAGAGGUUCGUGCGCGUGCUGGACGACAAGGAAAAGUGUCCCAUCAAGGUGAACCGCCUGUGGAAGCUGAGCGAAGCCAAGCAGCUGGCCGUGUGCCUCAAGUACACGGGCGUGUUCGCGGAGAACGGCGAGGACGCGCGCGGCACGGGCCUGUUCAACGGCAAGAGCGUGGAGGCGCUGAUCAAGGACAGCAUGAAGAACCACCCCGACGACGUGGUGGAGGGCUGCUGCGCCGACCUGGCCGUCACCUUCAACGGGAUGACCCCGAACCAGAUGCAGGUGAUGAUGUACGGCGUCUACCGGCUUCGGCCGUACGGCCACGAGUUCCGCGACUUGCUGACGUUUGACCCGCCCGAAGGUUCGGACAAUGACUAGGACCUGCGGGUUGCGCCGGGCUCUUUUUGGGUUUUGUAACUGGAUCCUCAAUGGGGAGGAAAUCCAGGUUUUACAAGUUUUGUGCAUUUUGCACUUUGGACCUGGUUCCCGGGUGAAGGCCGCAAGACCGCUCGUUGAAUCAAGACAAAGCCGGGAACGGCGUAGGUAACGUCACGUGGGUUACCUGAAAUUUUUUUCGUCAUAUUGCUCUGUAGCUUUUAUCCCCCCCUUAAUACCAAAUGAUGUUUUUGUGUGUUCCUAAAGUUGCAUAACUGGACACAUGAAAUAGACAUCAGAAAUCUCAUUUCAUGUUUUUGACUGCUCUAGAUUUACAAUGUAUGUGCGUUCGGUACCUGUCGGGUACAUUAGUGGAUUUUUUUUUUUUUUUUGCGGGUGGGAGCUGGUACUCCCCACUCCCCCCUUUAAAAAAAAAAAAAAACAACCUACAAAGCAGUUCUAAUGGGUGUCCAUCGUAUGUGGAUUUUCAGCAUUUGAAUGUCCGGGGCCUUGUCGCACUUUGCCGGGUUUAGCGGACGUCCAACGUAAAUAGAGGUGUGGUUAAAAAAAAAAAAAGAAAGGAAAAAAAAAGUGAUUCAAUAGCACAGCCUCGAGAACAUGUGGCAUUUGAUCCGGAUUAGAACGCACUUCUAAAAAUCAAGUACACUCCUCGAGAGUAUGGAAAAAAAAUCUUGAAUCCAAAUUUGUCCACGACUCUUUUCAUUUGGAGGAAAUCCUAAAUGUAACGACAAGUAAAAGGCUGAAAGGGAAGGGAAGGCUCAUCACACAGAUUAGAGACUCAAUUUGGGUGACUGUGCGUUAAUCGUUGUAAGAAAAAAUGGGGGAGACAUGAAAGUGGAUUCCAAAUCCUGUCAAUGAUGAUUAAAGACAGUUUGACUUUCUACUUCUGUGGAACUUCUGUCACGGCCAUUUUACUGUCGCUGAAUUACAGUCGUAAAAGUGUCGGGUCUGUUCAUGUUACUCCCUCACCUCAAAUCAAGAUGAACUUUUUCAAGGAACGUAAAUUUGACAUCGCAGAAGUGUUGCUAACAAACAAAAAAAAUGGAAUGAAUAAUAACAAAUCCACAAUGUGUCUAAAAUAAGGCUUCUUUCCACUCUCGAGCGCAUCGGGCGUCUGCCGAAGGCAGUGAAAUCAUACCCCGCUCCAUUAGCAAAUAUUUGUAGGACGACGCGGAACGAUGGAUACUACUUUGUCGAGCGGCAAGAAAAGCAGUCUACUAGACGGUAGUAUCUUUAUCAGGCCUUGGAGCCGCUAAAAAGUUACUGGUUUGUAGCCAAAACUGCUUUCCUGAGUAAAAUUAGAUGUCCCAGUAACAAAGAUAAUCAGAUUUUACACCAUACAGAAAUCUGAAAAUAUUUACUGCUGAGGAUUUGGACAAUUUUAACUUGGCGUUGAACUUUUUGUACCCUCCUUGCUUCUCUCCAUGACGUGCGUGCACUCGUGGUGAACCACGAGGCGCUCUGAAGUAGCCACGCCAGCUUGAAGCACCGAUCUGCACACUGGCUGUCAAGUUGGCCAUUAAUAACUUAAAAAAUAAACCUCACCUCCUUGC
Molecule: messenger RNA, 2770 nt
Organism: Syngnathoides biaculeatus (alligator pipefish)
Lineage: Eukaryota; Metazoa; Chordata; Actinopteri; Syngnathiformes; Syngnathidae
Gene: c1galt1c1
Product: C1GALT1-specific chaperone 1
Exons: 2
Coding region: 243-1199 (318 amino acids)
Molecular function (GO): N-acetylgalactosaminide beta-1,3-galactosyltransferase activity
Source: RefSeq, a predicted model, not a curated record